This is a messenger RNA of Caenorhabditis briggsae, 624 nucleotides long. The record is from RefSeq and is a predicted model, not a curated record. The transcript has a single exon. Bases 1 to 624 code for a protein of 207 amino acids. Lineage: Eukaryota; Metazoa; Nematoda; Chromadorea; Rhabditida; Rhabditidae.
AUGACGAACAUUCACACUCUUAAUGAUUUGAAAAAAGGCAGUGGCGCGAGCAAAACUGGUGUAGGUCGUAAAAUAGCUAAUAGUGGGAAUGGUACUGAAACACUAACUAUAACUCACGAAGACUUGAAAAAUGCUGGUCUACGUCAAUGUAUCGAGAUUCUCGGUGGUAUGGAUGAAAUUGUAGCAGUUAUGCAGGCUAUCACAGAAUAUGUAAGGUUUCCAGAUGGAAUUGAUAGCACAAUCUCCCUAGAAAUACUACAAGAAAUGAUAGAUGUGUAUAACCGUGCAUCUUCUAUGCAAAAGGGAGCCGCGAAGUCCAAAGAAUUAAUAAAGCUAAUCAAUUUGUACAAAGAAUUUUUGAAGGAAUCCAGAGCAGAUUAUCGAAAUCAUAAUUGGGUGAUAAACAGUCAAUUGACAAUAUGCAAAAAAGAAAAUGAAACAGUGAAGAACGAAAAUGACAAAUUGAAGAAAAAGUUGAGAGAAGCUGGAAAACCAGUAGAUGUAGAUAAGAAUAAUGAAGUGUUAAAGCUUGCUUUAGAUCAAGCCAAUAAAGAAACUGCAGAGCUUGCAUUGCAAUACAAGAAGAGAAAAGUCAGAACCACAGCAAAAGAUUUAUUUCGUUAG